AAUGUUCGACAAUAAUAUACCCCCUGCUGGUCGCCUGCCGUAGUCGCACAUCAUCGAUCCAUGGACAGUUGGUUUGACUGUGUCAGGCAUUAGUUUUGCUUUCACUUUUCCACUUCAGUCACAGUCUUUGCCUUUUGUUUCUUCUUGCCGUCGGAUCAUCUCCAUCGUUUUAUACCUUUUAAAGGACAAUGGCUUCAGUGCCGCCAGGGCCUCAGGCCCCCAAUCCGAUAGACUUCUCAGCGAAACCGGAGGAGAUCGCCGAAGUGAGGGCGCACGAUGGUCCCAUCGAGGACGAGGACUUGAAGAAGGAACAUAAACAAGCCGGUGUGCAAGCCGUGGAAGCAACAACGACAAUAUGGGGGAAAUGGGACCUCGUUGCGGCAUACGCAUUCAUCUGGUUGAUAUACUUCAUCACGUCGGCGUUUGAGGUCGUUGUUCGGUCGUUGACCCCCUUCGUGACGAGCGCGUUCUCCAGGCACUCGCUAACUGCCACGACAACGAUCAUGUCGAGUAUAAUCGGAGGGUUGUCGAAACUACCCAUCGCUAAGAUUCUCGAUACCUGGGGUCGACCUCAAGGUCUGGCUUUGACGCUCCUUAUCUGGGUCCUUGGCUUGAUUAUGAUGGCUUGUUGCCAUAAUGUGGAGACCUAUUGCGCCGCGCAGGUCUUCUCUGCAGUCGGUGCUCAAGGUGUGAGCUACUGUUUGACCAUUUUCAUCGCCGAUACAUCAUCCUUGAAAAAUCGACCGCUGAUGCUGGCCUUCGCGACAUCGCCAUACAUCGUAACAACUUGGAUCGGUGGUCCAAUCGCCGACAGUGUUGUUCAAGGUCCUGGGUGGCGAUGGGGGUUCGGCAUAUUCGCGAUUGUGACUCCCGUUGUGGUUUCGCCGCUGAUCGCGCUGUUCCUCUGGAACCAUCAGAAAGCCAAGAAAGCAGGGCUGAUCCGGAGUAGCAGAGGGAAACUGACUCUCUCGAGUGUCAAACAGUACGUUAUUGAAGUGGACCUGAUUGGCCUGAUAAUUCUUGCGGGCGGCAUGGCGCUGUUCCUCCUCCCGUUCAGCCUCUACUCGUACCAGGCGAAGUCCUGGAGUUCGCCCAUGAUCAUCUCUAUGAUCAUCGUCGGUGGCCUUCUCAUCAUCGCAUUCGUCUUGUACGAGCAGUUCCUUGCCCCCGUCAAAUUCAUUCCUGUGAAGUUGCUAGCCGAUCGAACCGUCUUCUUCGGAGGGUUGAUGUUCACCUUCGUCUUCUUCAACUCGGCGGUGUGGAACAGCUAUUUCACCUCUAUGCUCCUCGUCGUCUGGAACACCGGCGUCGCCAAAGCCACAUACAUCACGAACAUUUACCGCGUCGGAUCGUGUUUCUCGGCAUUGAUCAUUGGUGUUUUCAUCAGAUGGUCCGGCCGGUUCAAAUGGGUUGCGCUCUAUUUCGCGAUUCCCCUGAUGAUGUUGGGAGUGGGACUCAUGAUCCAUUUCCGACAACCGGAUGUCGACAUCGGCUAUGUGAUCAUGACACAGAUUUUCGUCGCCUUCGCUGGCGGCCCAAUUGUAAUCGCAGGCGAAAUGGCCAUGAUGGCACCGUCGGACCACCAACACAUCGCCGUCAUCAUCGCCAUCCUCGAUUUGUUCAGCAGCGUUGGAUAUGCGCUUGGGUCCACCGUGUCAGGGGCGAUCUGGACGGGAACGUUCCGACCGGCUCUCGAGAAGCAUCUUCCGGAGGGAGCACCGAUCGAACGCAUUUAUAACAACAUGUACCAACAGUUAGCGUACCGGGUUGGAACUCCAAACAGGAUUGGUAUCGGCUAUGCUUACGCCGAUUCUCAGAGGUACAUGCUCAUCACGAGUGUGUGCCUCUUAGCUGGCGCCGUGGUGUGCGCCGCCCUUUGGAGAGAUAUUAGGAUCAAGGACGUCAAACAAGUUAGAGGCAACGUCGUUUAAUUCCCUUCUCGAAACCGUAUGGUAGCAAACGAAUAUUACGAUAUCGGAAGCAGGAGCAAGCUUUCCACUGUGAGAAACAGAUGUGAAUGUCUGGAAUCGCGAGGUCGUCAACCGUCGAAUUU
Molecule: messenger RNA, 2053 nt
Organism: Eremomyces bilateralis CBS 781.70
Lineage: Eukaryota; Fungi; Ascomycota; Dothideomycetes; Eremomycetales; Eremomycetaceae
Product: siderophore iron transporter mirB
Exons: 3
Coding region: 189-1931 (580 amino acids)
Biological process (GO): transmembrane transport
Molecular function (GO): transmembrane transporter activity
Source: RefSeq, a predicted model, not a curated record